This is a messenger RNA of Emiliania huxleyi CCMP1516, 504 nucleotides long. RefSeq lists its product as hypothetical. Lineage: Eukaryota; Haptophyta; Isochrysidales; Noelaerhabdaceae. The transcript is spliced from 3 exons. The record is from RefSeq and is a predicted model, not a curated record. The coding region runs from base 1 to 504 and encodes 167 amino acids.
AUGGAGGACCCGUCGCCAGACGACGCAGGGCAGAAGACGCCUUGUUGUCGUCGGCCGACGGUCGCGUUCGUCGCGGUGCCCGUGGGGUGCCCCAUGCGCCGCUUCACCCGCAGCUGGCUCGGCGCAUCGAGGGCAGCAUCGUCGACCACCGCGCGCGCUUUCCGGCCGCCAGCCGGCAGCUUGCCGUGGGCUGCGGGUGCUCUCGCCGUUGGCUUUUGGGCUGGCUCCACCGACAACGAGCAAAGGAACAGGAGGCUACCUUCCGGCUUCAACGCGUGCGCGUGCUGCGACGCGCGGCCGCUGACAGACGCGCAGCAGGCGCUCAGACCAAAGCUGGAGGGCAUCGUCGGCUCGGGAAACGUGUCUCAUGACGUCGAGCAAAACGGCGCACGGAUCGGGCUGGGCAAGGCGUUUUGCGUGGUCAAGCCGGGGACGAUCGAGGAGGCGCUCGAGGUGCUGCAGGCCUGCGUCUUAAUUCAUCAUGCGCUACUUCUUAAAAACUGA